This is a messenger RNA of Cottoperca gobio, 1363 nucleotides long. Its product is annotated as adenosylhomocysteinase B-like. The transcript has 8 exons. NCBI's taxonomy places the organism in Eukaryota, Metazoa, Chordata, Actinopteri, Perciformes, Bovichtidae. Gene Ontology annotation, molecular function: adenosylhomocysteinase activity. Gene Ontology annotation, cellular component: cytosol. The coding region runs from base 1 to 858 and encodes 285 amino acids. The record is from RefSeq and is a predicted model, not a curated record. Gene Ontology annotation, biological process: L-methionine cycle.
AUGGAGUGGCAGCUCAAGAGUCCAGUGAGGAUGCAGGAGCAGAGUUUCUGUUGGAUCCAGGCCCCCAUAGUCGACACGAAGCCUCGACACGAAGCAGUCCACCGUGUUAGGACAGGGAGUAAGUUUGACAACCUGUACGGCUGCAGGGAGAGUCUGAUCGACGGCAUCAAGAGAGCCACUGAUGUGAUGAUUGCCGGUAAAGUUGCCGUGGUGGCGGGCUACGGCGACGUGGGGAAAGGCGGCGUCCAGGCUCUGCGUGGGUUCGGAGCUCGCGUCAUCGUCACCGAGAUCGACCCCAUCAACGCGCUGCAGGCCGCCAUGGAAGGGUACGAGGUCACCACCAUGGAAGAGGCGUCUAAGGAAGGAAACAUCUUCGUCACCACCACCGGCUGUGAGGACAUCAUCGUGGGACAUCACUUUGAGAACAUGAAGGACGACGCCAUCGUGUGUAACAUCGGACACUUUGACUGUGAGAUCGACAUGAGCUGGCUCAUCAAACACGCUGCGGAGAAGAUCAACAUCAAGCCGCAGGUCGAUCGCUAUCGUAUGAAGAGCGGCCGUCACAUCAUCAUCCUGGCCGAGGGCAGACUGGUCAACCUGGGCUGUGCCAUGGGACACCCCUCCUUCGUCAUGAGCAACUCCUUCACCAAUCAGGUUCUGGCUCAGAUCGAGUUGUGGAAGAACACGGACAAAUAUCCCCUCGGAGUCCACUUCCUGCCCAAGAAGUUGGAUGAGCAGGUGGCAGCCGCCCACCUGGACAAACUGGGGGUGAAGCUGACGAAGCUGACAGACAAGCAGGCCAAGUACCUGGGUCUGCCCAGCGAGGGGCCCUUCAAACCAGACCACUAUCGCUACUGAGCGUCCAGUCCAGCUGGGGAAGAGGAGGAGGAAGAGGAGGUGUGGCUACCACGGUGUUGGUGUUUAGGUGUAGCUGUGUUUGGGUGGAGCACUUUGAGAGAUUGGUUUCACUCUGGGCGCCAUUUUGGAUUCCAAAUGUCAACUUUUCAGGGUCGCAGCGACGGCUUUGUGUUUGUUUCUUCACCUUUUUAUAAAUAGCAUUCAAUAUCAAAUGCUAGAAAACUAUUUCUCGUGUUUAUUUAUUUGGCACCAACAACUUGAGAUCAAACAUCUCCCAAACAGCUGGUUUUGAAUCACACAUUUAUGGUUGAAGAAGCUUUUACUCUGAGCACAUAUCUUCAGCCCUCCACCUCUUUCUUCCUCCAUGCUUCUCACCAGCUUCUUCAGGGGCUGUUAAAGAGACUUCCUCUUAUUGUUCGUCAUUCCUUCUCCAUUUAUGGAUUAAAAUAAACCCUGAUGCUUCUCUGAGCUCCUCUGUGUCUCGAGGUGGAAGAUGAUAAAACAG